CUCCAGCGGCCCGAAGCGGCCGCCCGGCCCGCGGCGCGGCCCCCCUCCCAGCGGACGCGCACGGCCCCAUGCCGCCCGGCGGGGGCGCAAGGCCGCGGGUCCUCCUCGUGCGGUGGCUGGCCGCACUGGCGGUGGCCGCCGCGCUCGGGCGCGGCGAGGACGGCGAGGAGCGCUGCCCCGUGGGAGCGCCGCCCCCCGGCGCGCAUCGCGCGGGCGCGGCGCCACGCUGUGCCGCGGAGGAGAAUGCGCUGCUGCAGGUGCCGCGGCCCGCGCCGCCGAGGCACCCGCCGCCCGACGCCGAGGCCACCGCGGGCCCGCCGCGGCCUGCCGCCGCGCACCCGCGGCCCGCCUCGGCCCCGGCCCCGGGCGGCGCCGAGGCCCCGCCGCGGCCCGGCGCCGCCCGCGGGCGGGCGGAGGCCGAGGCCGCGGCCGCGGCCGGCCCGGCGCGGGCCCGCGGGCGGCGCGGCGCGGCGGCGCGUGCGGCGCGGGCGGCGCCGCGGCUCGCGGAGGCGUGGCGGGGCGCACGGGCGGAGCUGCGCGCGGCCGUGCGGGAGUUUGCCCGGGGCCUGGCGGCCGAGGGCCGCGGGACGCGGCGCCUGACCAGCGAGAUGCUGUGCCUCAUGGCCGCCGUGCUCGUCCUGCAGGUCGCCCUGGUGGGCUUUGUCGCCCUGGCGUACUACGACUCUUGCCGCUCCCGCCCAGAGAUUGACCCCGCGCGGCGUGGCGCGGACAUGAGGGAGUGGAGCUCUGGCCUGCUGCUUGGUUGCUGCUCGGAGCCGCGCGUCUUGUUCUGGUCGCUGGCGUGCCCCUGCGUGCGCUGGGCGGACUCCAUGCACACGGUCGGCAUCAUGAGCUUCUGGUGCGCCCUGUGGCUGUCCACGCUUGCCGUCCUGAUGACGGAGCUCACCUUCGGCAUCUUCGGGGUGGCCGUCAUUGCGGGCCUGUUCUACUUCCGCCAGAGGCUGCGCAGGAGGUUCAAGAUGGAGAGCUCCGCCAGCACCUACGCGGCCGACUGCCUCGCCCUGUGCUGCUGUCUGCCCUGCGCUCUCGCGCAGGACGCGCGCCACGUGGAGGAGGGCUGCCUGGUGGGGGACCCGGCCAUCGCCCUGCACCUGGAGUUCUUGGACGGGUGA
Molecule: messenger RNA, 1133 nt
Organism: Prorocentrum cordatum
Lineage: Eukaryota; Dinophyceae; Prorocentrales; Prorocentraceae
Source: the annotation of a GenBank genome assembly